CAAUGCAAGGGAACCAGUUUUUCGUUUAAAAUUUCACCAAAAAAUAAAAGAGGGAAUCAUUUUUACUUUGCUACACAAAAACUCAAACUAUACAUUCUUCAAAGCUUCAAGCUUCCCUAACAUGGAGCACUCUCAUCCUGAAAUGGGCAUCACUGCUCUUGAUCAUUCACCUGAGAAAACACAAUCUCCUCCAAAUCCCAACCAUUUCAUCCCCAGAAGCUACCAAGUGAAAGUGUUUGAAGUUGCAAAGCGAAAGAACACGAUUGCGGUGUUGGAAACCGGUGCUGGGAAGACCAUGAUAGCUGUGAUGCUAAUCAAACACAUUUCUAAAGAUAUGAUCAAGUCCAACGGCAAAAGAAAGCUGAUAAUUUUCUUGGCUCCAACCGUUAAUCUUGUCACUCAGCAAUUCAAGGUUAUCAAAGAUUCUACAACUCUUGAAGUGGGAAAUUACUAUGGAGCCAAGGGAGUGGAUGAAUGGAGUAGGAGCUGUUGGGAAAUGGAAGUUCAAACACAUGAUAUACUGGUGAUGACACCGCAAAUUCUCUUGGAUGCCUUGAGGAAUGCAUUCUUGAGCUUAGAAAUGUUUUGCUUAUUGAUCUUUGAUGAAUCCCAUCGUGCUACUGGCAAUCAUCCCUAUACAAAAAUAAUGAAGGAAUUUUAUCAUACAUCCGGCAACAGGCCAAAGAUUUUUGGAAUGACAGCAUCCCCUGUUAUAAGAAAAGGUGUCUCAUCCACCAUGGACUGUGAGAAUCAAAUAUCAGCACUGGAAAGCAUCUUGGAUUCUCAGGUUUAUGCUAUAGAAGACAGGGCAGAAAUUGAAGCAUAUAUUCCCUCAACAGUCCAAACUUGUAGAUUUUAUGAGAAAACAUGGUUACUCAUGAAUUUGGGUCUGAAAGGCGAGAUGGAAGCUUUGUGGUCUAAGUAUGCUUCUAUGUUAGAGUUGCAAAGGGAAGUGCCAAGUCAGUACCAGUACUACCAGGACAUUGAUGAUAAAAUAAAGAUGCUGAGAAAGCGGAUGUCCAAUGACUACAUGAAGAUUUUAUAUUGCCUUAAUGACCUUGGGCUCAUAUGCACAUAUGAGGCUGUUAAAGUCUGUCUAGAGAAUGCCUUCGAUGUCGAAGAAGAGUCCCAAUUUUAUAGAGGAAGUUCUUUGAAGUUGAAAUAUUUUCUCGAUGAAGUCUUACAUAUAAUUGAAGGAUUUCUUCGACCUAGUAUGCAGCUCGGCAAUAACAUUUGUACAGAUUUUGAGUUUGACUAUAUAAAGGCACACGAUUUGGGCUACAUAUCUCCCAAGCUACAUGAACUUUUACAAAUUUUCCAAUCAUUUGGAAGCGGUAGCCAAGUUCCAUGCCUCAUCUUUGUAGAGAGAAUUAUUACAGCCAAUGUAAUUGAAAGAUAUGUUAAGAAAGUACCAUGCUUAUCUCAUUUCACGGUUUCAUAUUUGACCGGAAGUAACAAAUCAGUUGGUGCAGUUGCACCAAAGUUGCAAAAGGAAACUUUGGAAUCAUUUCGCUCUGGGAAGGUCAACCUAUUAUUUGCCACUGAUGUAGUUGAGGAGGGAAUUCAUGUCCCAAGCUGUUCCUGUGUAAUCCGUUUCGACCUGCCCAAGACAGUCCGUAGUUAUGUCCAGUCCCGAGGACGAUGUCGAACAAGCGAUUCUCAGUUCAUCUUAAUGCUUGAAAGGGGCAACAAGAAACAAAUAGAUCAAGUAUUUGACAUCAUCAGGAGCGAGUAUUCAAUGACAGAGACGUCAAGAAACAGAGACCCUGAAGUAUGCAUUUUAAGAAAUUGUAAUUUUGAGGAAACAAAAGUAUAUUAUGUAAAUGCUACUGGAGCAUCAGUUACAGCCGAUUCUAGUGUCAGUCUCAUACAUCGAUACUGCGAAAAGCUUCCUGGCGAUAAGUACUUUAUUCCAAAGCCAACUUUCGACUUUGAAAUGUCUGAAGGGUUGUACCAGUGCAAAAUAACAUUACCUCCUAAUGCAGUUUUUCAAACAACAGUUGGUCCUCUGAGCAGCAACACUCAUUUAUCAAAGCAGCUCGUAUGCUUGGAAGCUUGUAAAAUGCUCCAUGAAAUGGGAGCCUUGGAUGAUCAUCUUCUCCCACUUAUCAAAGAGCCUUUAGAAAAUGAUCUCAUUACAAAAAGCAAAGAAUCAUCUGCAGGUGCAGGAACAACCAAAAGGAAAGAACUGCAUGGGACAACUUGCAUUCGUGCGUUAUGUGGAACUUGGGGAGAAAAACUUGAUGGUGAAAUUUUUGAGGCCUAUAAAUUUGACUACUUCUGUAAUAUUAAUGAGACAUACUCGGGAUUUGUUUUACUGAUUGAGUCAAAGCUUGAUAAUGAUGUGCAAAAUAUUGAAGUGGAUCUUCAACUGAUUUCAAGGAUGGUUAAAUCUUCUGUUUCUUCUUGUGGAAAAAUGCACCUGAGUGCAAAAGAGGUAAUGCAAGCUAAGUGCUUUCAAGAAUUUUUCUUUAAUGGCUUGUUUGGGAGAUUGUUUUCGGGAUCCGAAUCAGAAGGGACAAAGAGAGAGUUUUUACUUCAGACAGAAACAAAAUCACUAUGGAGCUCAUCAUAUAUGUAUUUGCUUUUACCAAUUGAGACAUUGGACACUUCUAAUACGAAUCCUUGGAGAGUGAAUUGGAUAGGAAUCAGUUCUUGUGCUAAUGUGGUAGAGUUUUUGAAGAAAAACUAUUCCGUGGGUCCAGAGCAUUUGAACGGUGAUCAAGGAAACUUAUCACUUUCUAUGACUGGUUCAUCCAUGACAGAGUGCAUGGCUUCAGAUCUAAUCCACUUUGCUAAUACUUCAAUUGAUUUUCAUAAUCUCCAAGAUUUGUUAGUAUUGGCUACUCACACGGGAAGAAUCUAUUCAAUCGUUGAAGUCAUUAGUAGCGAAUCUGCUGAAAGUCCCUUUGAGGAAACUGUUGAUGCUGCCUCAUUAGAAUACAGCUAUGCUGAGUACUUCAAAACAAAGUAUGGGAUUGUCCUUAUGUAUCCUGGACAGCCGCUGUUACGUUUAAAGCAAAGUCAUAAUCCCCAUAACCUGCUUGGUGCUGAAGGUGCUGCAUCAAAAGAUGGUCGUUCUGCUGAGAUAAAGCCACAAGCUCAUGUUCACAUGCCACCUGAGGUCUUAGUUAGUAUUGAUUUUCGAGUAGAUGUUCUCAGAUCAUUUUACUUGCUACCAUCAUUAAUGUACCGUUUGGAGUCACUAAUGUUAGCUAGCCAGCUUAGAGAGGAGAUCAAUGGCAAAUCGGGAAACAUUAAAAUAUCAAGUUCAUUGAUUCUAGAAGCACUCACAACACUUAGGUGUUGUGAAAAUUUCUCAUUGGAACGUCUGGAGUUUCUUGGAGAUUCAGUUCUCAAGUAUGUUGUGAGCUCCCACCUUUUUCUUAAAUAUCCCGAGAAACAUGAAGGGCAAUUAACUGCUCGACGCACAUGGGCUAUUUGUAAUGCAAGCCUGCAUAAACUAGGAACAGAACGCAACAUACAGGGAUACAUACGAGACGGUGCAUUUGAACCACGCCGUUGGGCUGCUCCAGGGCAGCAUUCUAGAUUUCCUGAUCCAUGUAAGUGUGGAGUGGAUACUUUAGAAGUACCUUUGGACAGUAGAUUUCAAACUAAAGCUCCUGUUAAGGUUGGAAAGUUCUGUGAUAGAGGUCACAGAUGGAUGAACUCAAAAACCAUAGCUGAUUGUGUUGAGGCCCUCAUUGGCGCCUACUAUGUGGGUGAAGGAUUGUUUGCUGCACUUCAUGUGAUGAAGUGGCUUGGUAUUGAUUCUGAAUUGGAAUUCUCAUUAACCAUUGAAGCCAUUACGAGGGCAUCCCUGCGAUCCUACAUUCCGAAAAAUGAUCAAAUUGCUGCCUUGGAGUCGAAGCUUGGCUACAAAUUUUCUGUCAAGGGUCUGUUACAGGAGGCUAUAACACAUGCCUCUCAGCAAAAACUAGGUGCCAGCUACUGUUACCAGAGGCUUGAAUUUCUUGGCGAUGCGGUGUUGGAUGUUCUAAUCACACAGCAUCUCUAUCAUAGCCACACAGAUGUCGAUCCAGGAGAGCUGACUGACUUGCGUUCAGCUGCUGUUAGCAAUGAAAGCUUUGCUCGAGCUGCUGUAAGAAGAAACCUUCACCCACAUCUUCAACAUUGCUCUGGGUUACUUCUGAGUCAUAUCACAGAGUAUGAGAAGUUGUGUACAGAAGCUCUUAACAACACCAGCUUACUGGAAGAGAUAAAAGGUCCAAAGGCUCUUGGUGACAUGGUGGAGAGCAUAGCAGGGGCUAUACUAAUUGAUAGCAAGCUUGAUCUUGAUGAAGUUUGGAGGGUUUUUAAACCACUAUUAUCUCCGAUCGCGACCCCUUCAAGUCUUCAAUUAGACCCCCUACGUAAAUUGAAGGAACGAUGUGAUUCUCUUGGGUACUUCGUGAAAGAAACACUUACUAAAGAGGAUGCAAUUGUCAAUGCAGAGCUGAGUUUGCAGCUGGAAGAUGUUAUUUUGGUUGGAAAAGGAUACGAACGGAAAGCGAAAGCUGCAAAACAGAGAGCAGCUCGUCAAUUGUUGAAGAAGUUUGAGGGUUACUUGCAGAGGAGCAGAGACAUAUCUUAUGUCCAGUUUGAUUCUAAAAGGAGAAAACUUGAACGUGAGCAUUUGGAUGAUUUAUCAUCCAAAGACAUGAAUAUUGAUACCUGCAGCAAAUUAACUGAUGAUGGUUCUUCAAAGCCAAUCAUGCAUACAAACGAAAACAUGACUCAAAUGUUAUCAUCUGCAGAGUCAAGAGUUGACUCUACACCAGCCAAUGACUGUUCCAACAAAGUCUUCGGUGACAACAUUGAAAACUCAGGCUUACCUGUUAUUGAUUCGAUCGAUACAAGAAAAGGUGAACCUCGAAAAAUGCUCUACGAACUAUGCCAGAAAUUGCAGUGGCGAAGGCCUGAGUUUACACCAACAGAGGAUAAAUCAAGAACCCCAAUAGAAUUUGGUGAGGGCUCUGAAAAGAGAAAAGGUUUCAGCAGUUUUGUUUCAGACAUCAGCUUGCAGAUACCCAACUUUGGCACUAUUGUAUGCAGAGGAGAGCCUAGAGCUGAUAAGAAUAGUUCAUUUGACUCCGCAGUAGUUGCCAUGCUUUACGAGCUUGAACGACGGGGAAGACUUACCAUUGGAUGCUCUUAAUAUGCUAAAAUAUCAAAUUGUGAGCAAA
Messenger RNA from Prunus dulcis (almond), 5186 nucleotides. Its product is annotated as endoribonuclease Dicer homolog 3a-like. NCBI's taxonomy places the organism in Eukaryota, Viridiplantae, Streptophyta, Magnoliopsida, Rosales, Rosaceae. Gene Ontology annotation, molecular function: ribonuclease III activity; ATP binding; RNA binding. Gene Ontology annotation, cellular component: cytoplasm; nucleus. Bases 122 to 5158 code for a protein of 1678 amino acids. The transcript is spliced from 25 exons. Gene Ontology annotation, biological process: siRNA processing. The record is from RefSeq and is a predicted model, not a curated record.